Penicillium bovifimosum is the source of this 3354-nucleotide messenger RNA. RefSeq names its product bifunctional cytochrome P450/NADPH--P450 reductase. The record is from RefSeq and is a predicted model, not a curated record. The transcript has 4 exons. Gene Ontology annotation, molecular function: iron ion binding; aromatase activity; FMN binding. The coding region runs from base 1 to 3354 and encodes 1117 amino acids. NCBI's taxonomy places the organism in Eukaryota, Fungi, Ascomycota, Eurotiomycetes, Eurotiales, Aspergillaceae. Gene Ontology annotation, cellular component: cytosol.
AUGGCCGUGGAAUCUUUGUCUUGUCCGGCUCACACAGGCACCGAGGAGCACCAACACGAAGCCAUGGCGUGUCCAGUGCCAAAAGAAGAGAAAAAUUACCGUUUACAGUCAGAUGUAAAAGAGGACAUUGAUCACUCGAGUUUACUCGCUAUCCCAUCGCCACCGCAUCAGCACUACUUUGGUCUGCUGGGGCACGCCCCCGACUUGGACUCCGUUCUCCCAGUACGGACCUACUGGAUGCUCAUGGAUCAGUAUGCGCCAAUCUUCCAGCUCGAUCUUAACAUGCCCUUCCCACGCGUCUUUGUGGGUAGUCGGGAGCUCGUGAAUGAGAUGGCAGAUGAUACCCGCUUCACCAAGUUCACUCAUCGACUCCAUCGAGAGAUGAGAGCUGUCUUUGGCGAUGGCUUAUUCUCUGCCGAAUCGACGGAUAAAGCAUGGUGGAAGGCUCAUCGUUUACUUGUUCCCGCAUUUGGACCUGUCGGACUUCGCAAGAUGUUUGAUGAUAUGCAGGAUAUCUCUGCGCAGCUGGUUCUAAAAUGGGAUAGAUUCGGCCCGGAACAAGAGAUCGAGUUGAUUGACGACAUGUCGCGGCUAACGUUUGAUACGAUCGGUCUUUGUGCCUUUGGUUACCGCUUCAACGAAUUCUACACGGAGGGGCCACAUCCAUUUAUGAGACAACUGAAAGAAUCAAUCGUGGAGUCAGGAAAGCGCGCUAAUCGCCCGGACUUAAUGAACCAGCUCUACUUCCGCCGAGAUGAGCAGCAUCGGCAGGAGAACAUUGUUAAAAUGAGGGAACUCUGCCGGCAAAUCAUCCAGGAGCGACUUGAAAAUCCCAAACCUGAGGCCAAUGACUUGCUCAACGUGAUGCUGCACGGCGUUGAUCAGGAGACUGGUGAGAAGCUUGGGUUAGAAAAUGUCGUCUUCCAGAUUCCCACGCUCCUUGGUGGCGGUUACGAGACGACAAGCUCCACGCUCUGCUUCAUCUAUUACUUCCUCUGCAACAAUCCCGAUAAACUGGAUAAGGCUCGAGAUGAAGUGGAUCAAAUUGUUGGAGACAAAGUCCUCAGUUACGACAUGCUUCGGAAGUUGAGAUAUCUCGACGCAGUUAUGAAGGAGUCGCUACGCUUGCAGCACCCUGUCAGCCUGUUAACCAGGUUCGCCACACGAGACACUGUCAUUGGAGGCAAGUAUCUCAUCAAUAAAGGGCAGACAGUGUCUGGAAUCUGGCGUCAUUUCCACCGCGACCCCGAGGUAUGGGGAGCGGAUGCCGAUGAAUUUCGACCCGAACGCAUGCUGGAUGUGAAUUUCUCGAAAUUACCCACCAAUGCUUGGAAGCCCUUUGGCGACGGCUUGCGUGCGUGCAUCGGUAGGGGUUUUGCGGAACAAGAGAUCUUGAUUAACCUGGCCAUGGUCCUGCAAAAGUUCGACAUUGAAAAGGUCAAUCCGGAAUACGAACUUGAUCUGACAGGUCAAAUGGGGGUCAAGCCAGUGAAUUUCAAGAUCCGUGUCCGUCGUCGCUCACACCGAUCCCUAACGGACGGCAUACCUGGAGGCGUCGCGGCUCAAGAAUCUGCAGAGACGUAUCAGACCAAGAAGCGACAACAGGAGACCGCGCCCAGACCACCUAAAGAGACGAAGGCCGUAUCAAUCUUUUUCGGGGGCAAUCAAGGCACUUCGGAGAGCCUGGUGCAGGGGCUCUCCAAGGUUGCUCCCCAAUUUGGCCUCGAACUCGAUAUUCAAGAGCUCGACGCGGCAACGGAAGGUCUGCCGACAGAUAAGCCCAGCAUUAUCGUCACGCCAUCAUACGAGGGCAGACCGCCGGACAAUGCAAAGAAAUUUGUCUCCUGGAUCGAAAACCUUGUUUCGAAAGGACAAACGUUGCCAGGAAAGCCGAAGUUCGCCGUCUUUGGCGUGGGGAACAGCGACUGGGUACAUACUUUCCACCGUAUCCCAAUUUUGAUCGACGCAUCUCUGGAGAAGCUGGGUGCCGAACGCAUCAUGGAAGCUGGCUUUGCGAAUGUGAAACGCGACCUCUUUGGGCCGUGGGAGGCAUGGAGCCAGAGCCUGUGUAUGCUGCUGUCGGGCAUAACGCUGCAAGACCAGUCAACUCAGGUUGGCGUUGACGUGCACAUCGAAGACGGCAAGUCGAAUACAUUCUUUCAGCUGACGGGCGGCGAGGAAAUGAUUACAGGCGUCAUCGCAACCAACUUUGAGCUCGCGGGCGCUUCCGAUGGCCCUGCCAAACGACAUACUGAAAUCAGACUUCCUGCGAGCUGUGGGUACCGAUCGGGGGAUUAUCUGACCAUCCAGGGUCAAAAUUCAGAUGAAGCGGUGGCCCGAGUCAUGAAGCGAUUUUCCCUCAUGGCCGGAAGUGUGAUGAGUGUCCGGUCAAACAAAGAGUUCCUCCCUACCAAACCGGUCGCAGUGGAGCACUUUCUUCGGAGUAGAGUCGAGCUUGCUGCACCUAUCAGCAGAAGACAGCUCGAGAUACUGGCCUCGUUUGCUCAAGAAGACAGCGCCGAACAUACUCAGCUAACAACAAUGCAUGAAGACGUGUGUUACCAGCGACUUUUAGACCAACGAUACUCCAUCAUUGAUGUCCUCGAGGAGGUUCCACAGCUUCCUUUGACUUUUGGGGUCUAUAUUGACCUGCUUCUCCCCUUGGCACCUCGAGUGUUCUCCAUUUCAUCCUCCCCUUUCGAAACAGCAAAGCGAUCUUCGAAAGACUCCGUCAUCGCAAGCAUCACAUUCGAUGUCUUCGACUCUGAAGCCAUGAGUGGCCACGGCACAUUUCAUGGAGUAGCGAGCUCCUACCUCGCCGGCUGCGUACCGGGAGACUCGAUCCUGUGUUCCAUUCGACCAACGAAAGUGCCCUUCCAGCUCCCUUCGACGCCGGAAACGCCUAUCAUCAUGGUUGCCGCAGGGACAGGCAUUGCGCCUAUGCGUGCCUUUUGUCAAGAGCGAGCAGCUAUCCAUUUUGCAGGUCAAAAACUCGGCCCUGCCCUACUCUUCUUUGGCUGCAGACACCCGGAGAAGGACUACCUGUACCGGUCCGAAUUUGAAAAGUGGGAGAAGGAGGGUAUUGUCGAAGUUGUGCCUUGCUUUUCACGUCCUGACGACGGGAGCAAGGGACGAUAUGUCCCAGACGCGCUGUGGGAUCAGCGGGAACGGGCGUGGGAGAUGUUUGAGGAUGGGGCACGCAUCUACACCUGCGGACGCGCAGGCAGACUGGGCCGAAGCGCUGCGUCAGCGUGGAGGCGAAUCUGGACGGAGAAGACGGGCAAUAGUGAGACGGAAGCACUGGAGUGGUUGGAUUCGGUGAAACAUGAUAGAUAUAUCAGUGACAUCUACUGA